CAUACCCCAUCAUCCUUAGUUUUCUUGUAGGCUAAAUAAUAAAUCAUUUUUAUACCUUGUAUUUUUGUCAUUUUGAGAUUGCUUCUAAGAAAGACACUGAACUGAACUUUUGUAGCCAAGGUUAACGUUUGUAAUUUCUUUCUGUAUUAACUGAAAUACAUGUUGCACCUUGGCCUCUUAAAAAGCUUAUCCAGGAUGCCCAGUCUCAAAUUUGCACAGCUCUAAAAUAAACUAUACAUUUACAAGGAUGUCCAGGUUUAGUUUAGUUUAUUGCAAAAUGUUUCUCCCUCACAUGUGUUCAAGCAGUUGAUUACCCCACUCCUGUGUUUCAUUGGUUGAUUUCCCUUGUCUGGGCAGCAUGUACAUGCAGCUGUUUCCUUAUCUUAAGCCUGUUUUUUUUUUUUUUUUGGCCCGUGAAUAAUGCAGUUUCUGACUUUUCCCAAGUCUUUCUGUAUGGACUUCGACUUCUGUCCAGUUCAUGACCUUUAACUGGUCACUAACUGGUCUCUACCAGCUUGAUAUCAGUCUGUUGACUAAACUCUAAGCGUUCGGGUGGGAAUUUCCCAAGAUUUUGUCUUGUCACCACAAAGUGAGAACUGUCAUUGUAGUAGUUUGUUGCAGGCAAAUGUUUUUGCCUAUUUCUAUGAAACCAUUUGUGAGUAUUUACAGUGAUACCAGAGUCAAGUUAAUACUAACUCACUGGUUUACAAGUUCUGAUUAACAGAAGUCCAACAAUGUGAUAGUCUUAUGGUUGAAAGGUCAAGCUCUCAACUGAGCUACUGAAAAUCAGACGAUCCCAAUAAUUUUCUACAACUUUACUCUUUGGGACAUAGAAACUUUCGCGUUUAAACAAAGCAGAACUCGGGCCGAAGCAAAGCGUGCUGUGAUUGAAUCACUCUCCAACUCAGUGUGGUAAUUUGAGGGUUACACGUAGGAAAGGACUGAAGAUACCGAGCAUGAGAGUUAAAGGUCCUGAUUAGCAGAGUCAAUAAGAGCUCACUUGUGAUGAGCUGACGCAGUGCAAUUUCACAGUCAGGCUAAAACCAGGAUACGCGACCUGUUCUCUCCAAUCAUCUGGCUGUCUCUGCAACAAGCAGGUCGACUGAAGCCCUAGUCUGGUCACCUUCCACCUACCUCAACACAAUGCCUCGCCGUCGCUGCUCCGUUGAGAUCAGGAACAACACAAACUCCUACACUCUUUCCAACCCAAGGGUCUACACUCUGAGCGGCUUCUGCCAGGUCCCUUUCCCUCCGAUGGUCGGCCCCUGCUCUGCCGUCAAGGCUCGCUUCAACAAGACGACAGGCCUGGCGAGUGGCGCUGUUGGUGUUUUCACUUAUGACCUUUUCAAUGCCGAGUUGAACGACUACAACCACGUCGUGGCCGUCAUGUUCUCCGUGCCCUAUGACAGGGUCCUUUUUUCCAACUGGCUUGCUGUGGGAAUCUUUAAUAAAGGUAGAAAAUGUGACCGCAGCCUUUUUGACAAGAUGUACAACAGAGGUGAGACCGACUUUGUUAGAGGAAAAGCUGACGAACCUGGCCUUUUUUACGAGGGCGACUACGUUAUUCUCAGUGCCUCCAUGACAGACUCGAGCGAAGCCGUCCUGACAGUGGAGAUCAGUGACACUGGAUUGUAUUAAGUCUUUGAUGUGAUAACUUACUGUAUAAUGUGAUCGCCUGUAUUCCUAACAAAUCAAUGAAUCACUGAUACAGCUGAAAGCGGAGCUUGAAGUUAAGAGCAAAUAUCUGCUGAGGCUCAUUUGUCACAUUAAAUCCUUUUUCUCAGGUUUUAAACGUACCAUCCCUUAAGCCCACAUUUCUGUAAUUAUUUUUAUGUUUGCCUGAUGUAACACUUUUAAACUAUAUAUAAUUUCUGCCAUCCUACAGUCACUUUCAUCUUUCCUGUUGUGGGAAAACUAUUAUCAAAGAAAACUCUGCAGAAAUUCAUUUCGUCUGUCGAGUAUUCCUCAUUUCACACCACAGGCUGAAACACACAAAAUUUCUUGUGAUUCUGAUUGUAUGAAUUUUGAAUUCAUAAUUCUCCCCAAGAGUAGAAAGUCAGUCUUCUGAAUAAUAAUAAUAAUAAUAAUAAUAAAAAAAAUCAGAAUAU
Molecule: messenger RNA, 2108 nt
Organism: Gambusia affinis (western mosquitofish)
Lineage: Eukaryota; Metazoa; Chordata; Actinopteri; Cyprinodontiformes; Poeciliidae
Product: DELTA-stichotoxin-Hcr4b-like
Exons: 3
Coding region: 1144-1638 (164 amino acids)
Biological process (GO): monoatomic cation transport; pore complex assembly; cytolysis in another organism
Cellular component (GO): pore complex
Molecular function (GO): channel activity
Source: RefSeq, a predicted model, not a curated record